ACCUGCAGAGAGACAGUCACGAGAAGGAGGCGGGCGUCUCGGAGGAGCAGCAGCGAAGGCAGGCCGGCCUCGCGCCAUCGGCGGGAGCUGUCCCCGAUGCCCGGCGCCGAGGAGCCCGGCGUGAGCGCCCGGAGCCAGUGACCGCAGUGGCGGGUUUUUCCAUUUCUUCCUGAGCUCCCUCCUGCGACCAUAAGCCACUGCGAAGGACCACCAAGAUGGCAGGAGCCUCGGUUAAGGUGGCAGUGCGAGUACGCCCCUUUAACUCCCGAGAAAUGAGCCGCGACUCGAAAUGCAUCAUCCAAAUGACCGGAAGCACCACAACUAUCGUCAAUCCAAAACAACCCAAGGAGACACCCAAAAGCUUCAGCUUCGAUUAUUCCUAUUGGUCACAUACCACGCCUGAAGAUAUCAACUAUGCAUCUCAGAAACAAGUGUACCAAGACAUCGGAGAAGAGAUGCUGCAACACGCCUUUGAAGGCUACAAUGUCUGCAUCUUUGCCUACGGGCAGACCGGUGCUGGAAAGUCCUAUACCAUGAUGGGGAAGCAGGAGAAGGAUCAGCAGGGCAUUAUCCCACAGCUCUGUGAGGAUCUCUUCUCUCGAAUCAAUGACACAACAAAUGACAACAUGUCCUACUCAGUGGAGGUCAGCUACAUGGAGAUUUACUGUGAGCGUGUCCGGGAUCUCCUGAACCCCAAAAACAAGGGCAACCUGCGCGUGAGGGAGCAUCCCCUCAUGGGCCCUUACGUGGAAGACCUCUCCAAGCUGGCCGUCACCUCCUACAAUGACAUCCAAGACCUAAUGGACUCGGGAAACAAAGCCAGGACGGUGGCUGCCACCAACAUGAAUGAGACCAGCAGCCGCUCCCACGCUGUCUUUAACAUCAUCUUCACCCAGAAGCGCCAUGACGCCGAGACCGACAUCACCACAGAAAAAGUGAGCAAGAUCAGCCUCGUUGACCUGGCGGGCAGUGAGCGAGCUGACUCCACAGGAGCCAAGGGCACGCGCCUCAAGGAAGGAGCAAACAUCAACAAGUCCUUGACCACACUGGGAAAAGUCAUCUCUGCUCUAGCUGAAAUGGAUUCUGGACCAAACAAGAACAAAAAGAAGAAAAAGACUGAUUUCAUCCCUUACAGAGAUUCGGUGCUGACCUGGCUCCUCCGGGAAAAUCUGGGGGGCAAUUCUAGGACUGCGAUGGUGGCAGCUCUGAGCCCUGCUGACAUUAACUACGACGAGACCCUCAGCACCCUGAGAUACGCCGACCGAGCCAAACAGAUCCGCUGCAACGCCGUCAUAAACGAGGACCCCAACAACAAGCUGAUCCGCGAGCUGAAGGACGAGGUGGCUCGCCUGCGAGACCUGCUGUAUGCCCAGGGGCUUGGGGACAUCAUUGACACCAGCACUGUGCCUGGAGGACCUAAAUACAUGUCCGACUUUGAGAACAAUAAUGGUAACCCUGGCGUGGCAGAAUUGAGUCAACGCCCUGACAAUCUCUCCACAGUGACCAACGCCUUGGUGGGUAUGAGCCCCUCAUCCUCCCUGUCGGCCUUAUCCAGCCGAGCGGCCUCCGUGUCCAGCCUCCACGAGCGGAUGCUGUUUGCCCCGGGCAGCGAAGAAGCUAUUGAGAGGCUGAAGGAGACUGAAAAGAUCAUCGCUGAGCUGAAUGAGACCUGGGAAGAGAAGCUGCGCAGAACAGAAGCUAUCCGGAUGGAGAGGGAGGCAUUGCUGGCUGAAAUGGGUGUGGCCAUGAGGGAAGAUGGCGGUACCUUGGGUGUGUUCUCUCCCAAAAAGACACCUCAUCUUGUCAACCUGAAUGAAGACCCUCUGAUGUCUGAGUGCCUUUUGUACUACAUUAAAGAUGGAAUAACCAGAGUUGGCCGGGAAGAUGGAGAGAGGAGACAAGACAUCGUCCUGAGCGGACACUUCAUAAAGGAAGAACAUUGCAUUUUCCGAAGUGACACCAGAGCUGGCAAUGAAGCAGUGGUGACCCUGGAACCAUGUGAGGGGGCAGACACCUAUGUCAAUGGCAAAAAAGUGACAGAACCCAGCAUUCUACGAUCUGGAAACCGCAUUAUCAUGGGGAAGAGUCACGUGUUCCGAUUCAACCAUCCUGAGCAGGCUCGGCAAGAGCGUGAACGGACCCCAUGUGCAGAGACUCCCGCAGAGCCAGUGGACUGGGCCUUUGCCCAGAGAGAGCUGCUCGAAAAGCAAGGCAUUGAUAUGAAACAGGAGAUGGAACAGAGACUCCAGGAACUUGAAGACCAAUAUCGGAAGGAGAGGGAAGAAGCCAACUACCUCCUCGAGCAGCAGAGACUGGACUAUGAGAGUAAGCUCGAGGCUUUGCAAAAGCAGAUGGAUUCCAGGUAUUACCCAGAGGUCAAUGAAGAGGAGGAAGAACCUGAAGAUGAAGUCCAGUGGACAGAGAGGGAAUUUGAGCUGGCACUUUGGGCCUUCAGGAAGUGGAAGUGGUACCAGUUCACGUCACUGAGAGACCUGUUGUGGGGCAAUGCCAUUUUCCUCAAAGAAGCCAAUGCCAUUAGCGUGGAGCUAAAGAAGAAGGUCCAAUUCCAGUUUGUUCUCCUCACGGACACGCUCUACUCCCCCCUACCUCCGGAUUUGCUUCCCCCUGAUGCUGCCAAAGAAAGAGAGAAACGGCCCUUCCCACGCACCAUUGUGGCCAUCGAGGUCCAGGAUCAGAAGAACGGGGCCACUCAUUACUGGACACUGGAGAAACUGAGGCAGAGACUGGACUUGAUGCGUGAGAUGUACGACCGGGCUGCCGAGGUGCCGUCCAGUGUCAUUGAGGACUGUGACAACGUGGUGACUGGCGGGGACCCUUUCUACGACCGAUUCCCUUGGUUCCGGCUGGUUGGCAGCUCAGAUGUCUCUGGCUGCAACAGCUCUCCUCUUUUCAACACAUGCAUGAGCGAGCGCAUGGCUGAUCUCACCCCCUCCCCCACCUUCUCGAACCCCGACUCCGACAUCACCGAGCCUGCUGACGAGCAGCAUGUGGGGAAGGAGGAGGAGGAGGAGGAGGAGGAGGAGGAUGAGGAGGAGGAGGAGGAGGACUUCGAGGAAGACAUCUUUCCAGAGUGCUCGCUGUGUGAUGGUGGCCGGGAUCCAUUUUACGACCGCUCCCCCCUGUUCAGUUUAGUAGGAAGGGCCUUCGUGUACCUCAGCAACCUGCUGUACCCCGUGCCCCUGGUCCACCGCGUGGCCAUCGUCAGCGAGAAGGGGGAAGUGAAGGGCUUCCUGCGUGUGGCCGUGCAGGCCAUCUCAGCCGACGAGGAAGCCCCGGAUUACGGCUCCGGAGUCCGCCAGUCGGGAACCGCCAAGAUCUCCUUCGACGAUCAGCACUUCGAAAAGUUCCAGUCCGAGUCCUGCCCAGUAGUGGGGAUGUCCCGUUCUGGCACCUCGCAAGAAGAGCUGCGGAUUGUCGAGGGGCAGGGACAGGUCACCGAGAUCGGACCCUCUGCUGAUGAAGUGAACAACAACACCUGUGCGGUGACUCCUGAAGACCUGCUACUGGACAGCCCUGAGAAAAGCAUCAUGGACGGCCCCUUGGAAUCUGCCCUGGACCAUUUGAAGCUGGGCAGCAUCUUCACCUUCCGCGUGACCGUGCUGCAAGCGUCCAGCAUUUCUGCGGAGUACGCCGACAUCUUCUGCCAGUUCAACUUUAUCCACCGUCACGACGAGGCCUUUUCCACAGAGCCACUGAAGAAUACGGGACGAGGGCCACCCCUGGGGUUCUACCAUGUCCAGAAUAUCGCAGUUGAGGUGACCAAGUCCUUUGUGGAAUACAUCAAGAGUCAGCCAAUUGUAUUUGAGGUCUUUGGCCACUACCAGCAGCAUCCUUUCCCACCUCUGUGCAAGGAUGUUCUCAGCCCUCUACGACCUUCGAGACGCCAUUUCCCUAGGGUCAUGCCGCUCUCUAAACCAGUGCCCGCCACCAAGCUGAGCACCCUCACCCGGCCCACCGCGGGACCCUGUCACUGCAAAUACGACCUGCUGGUCUACUUCGAAAUCUGUGAGCUGGAAGCCAACGGAGACUACAUCCCAGCUGUUGUGGACCACCGGGGAGGGAUGCCGUGCCUCGGGACUUUCUUGCUCCAUCAGGGGAUCCAGAGAAGGAUCACGGUGACCCUGGUGCAUGAAACCGGCAGCCACAUCCGCUGGAAAGAAGUGCGGGAGUUAGUUGUGGGGCGGAUCCGGAACACUCCGGAAACCGACGAAUCCCUCAUCGAUCCCAACAUCCUGUCGCUCAACAUCCUCUCAGCCGGCUACGUGCAGCCUUCCCAGGACGAUCGGCAGUUUCUUGAUGCGGACAUGCCUAGGACCUUCUACCAGUUUGAAGCCGCCUGGGACAGCUCGAUGCACAACUCCCUCCUGCUGAACCGGGUCACCCCUUACCGUGAGAAGAUCUACAUGACGCUCUCUGCUUACAUCGAGAUGGAGAAUUGUACCCAGCCUGCCGUGAUCACCAAAGACUUCUGCAUGGUGUUCUACUCCCGGGAUGCUAAACUCCCAGCAUCUCGUUCCAUCCGCAACCUGUUCGGCAGCGGGAGCCUGCGGGCCUCUGAGAGCAAUCGGGUGACCGGAGUGUAUGAACUCAGCCUGUGUCACGUGGCGGAUGCUGGAAGUCCAGGGAUGCAGAGACGACGUCGGCGGGUCCUGGACACUUCUGUCGCCUACGUCCGGGGGGAGGAGAACCUGGCCGGCUGGAGGCCCCGCAGUGACAGCCUCAUCCUAGACCACCAGUGGGAGCUCGAGAAGCUAAGUCUGCUGCAAGAGGUUGAAAAAACAAGGCAUUACCUCCUCCUACGUGAAAAGUUGGAGACAACUCAGAGAUCUGGCCUGGAGACCUUGUCCCCCUGUUCCAGCGAGGACUCCGAGUCCCACAGCGCUUCCUGCGUUUCCUCUCCGCUCUCGGACGGCACCUCGGAGACUCGCACCGCGGCCCUGGACAUUCCCAGUGAGCGGCAGAAGGAGCUGGCAGCCAAGUGCCUCCGCCUGCUCACGCACACCUUCAACAGAGAGUACACCCACAGCCACGUCUGUGUCAGCGCCAGUGAAAGCAAGCUUUCAGAGAUGUCAGUGACUCUGCUGCGGGAUCCUUCCAUGUCCCCCCUUAGCGCAGCUACUCUUACUCCAUCCUCUACCUGCCCAUCCCUGGUUGAAGGACGGUACACCGCUGCGGACCUGAGGAACCCCCCACCCUGCUCCCGACCAGUCAGCCCCGAACUGGAGCCAGUGCUGGAGGGAGAGCAGAAAAAAUCUCCUUCUCCCGUCGGUGGGCCGGAAGCAGAGAAGGAGCCCCAGCGUUUGCUGGUACCGGACAUACAAGAGAUCCGGGUCAGCCCCAUCGUCUCCAAGAAGGGCUACCUCCACUUUCUGGAACCCAAGACGACAGGAUGGGCCAAGCGCUUUGUGGUGGUGAGGCGCCCCUAUGCUUACAUGUACAACAGUGACAAGGACUCCGUGGAGAGGUUCAUUCUCAACCUCUCCACUGCCCAGGUGGAAUACAGUGAGGACCAGCAGGCCAUGCUCAAGACUCCCAAUACAUUUGCCGUGUGCACUGAGCACCGGGGCAUCCUGCUGCAGGCAAACAGUGACAAGGACAUGCAUGACUGGCUGUACGCAUUCAACCCUCUCUUGGCUGGAACCAUAAGAUCCAAACUCUCCCGAAGGAGAACAGCGCAGAUGAGAAUCUGAGCCCACGUCUCUACCACCGUCUCUUUGCCAACCGCGUCGGGUCCAGUAGGAGAGCCCUUCCCGACCCUCCGCCCUCUCCCCACGUCCCUCCCUUAGAUCUGUCUGACGGCCCUGACCACCCGCCCUUCCACCGGCCCGCCGACAGUCUUCCCCUUGCCCCCGGAAACCCCUUCUCGUGGUAGCCGCUCAGCUGCCCCGUCUGGCCUGACCGCCUCGGGCGCACACCAUCUCCCACUCUUUCCUUCGUCGGGUGGCCCCCCGUCCCCGGUCUACACUGCUCGUCAGCAGAAGCUAGCAUUGUUUUACUCCCAUCUGAGCAAGCUCUCGGGGAGAGAGCUGGAGCAUGUUCAAAGGGUCCGAGGUCACAGUCAGGCGUUUCUGCUGCCAAUCAGAAUUUCUUUUAAAGGAUAGAUGGAUCCAUUAUUAAAAUACCCGGAAUUGGCAAGGUUUUAAGAUUAGCCCUGGUUAUAUUUAGGAACCAUUCCUUUCUGACACCUUCCCCUAGGACCAUUGAUUUGGGUUGAUUCCAGUUGUCAUUUCUCGGUCUAUGGUGCUCCAGAAAACUGGGCAGCGGUCCUCACUGAGGCAGGUCAGAGAGGGAGUUCUGGGAAAUGAACAACCAUCAGAGCAUCAUUUUCAUCCCAUUCAAAACUCCCGUGACCCCGUAGAGUUUGGGGCAUUCUCGGUCAUAGGCAGACCUGGAGCUGGCUGGGGCACGUCAGCGGGUCAGCAUUGGACAUUCACUCCCCCUCUCCAGGACCUUUCCCUUCUCCCUCUCCCCAGAACCUAACCCAAACCAAAGUGCAGAGGAGGCUAUUUCUGGACGCACCCCCGGCCCCGGGAGCCCCCGUGCUCAGCACACAGACUUCCACACAUCCCCGUCCCUGAGUCACUGGUCGGAGACAAAGCACUUUUUCAAAUGGUUUUGCCUUUCCCUCGUAUGUGGGUUUAUGUGUGUGCACUGCAUGGCUGGUUCGGGGGCAAGUGAAUCCCUUUGCUCGCUUCUCGAAGCCCGACCGGCGUAUUGGAUGAGAGAGAGUUGCUCCUCAGGUGGGAAGUAGGAAUCCCAUGCUUUUCAUCACGAUUUCUGCCCCGUGAGGUAUGACGAGAUAGAUAGUGUGCCUUGCACACAGUAGGUGCUCAAUAAAUGUUUGUUGGAUUGACAUUUCUAAGUCUGCAGCUGUAAUGCCAGAGAAAGGGAUGAACUAGGAUCUGGAAAGAGUGAGGCGGCCAGUUUACAAAGUAAUAUCCAAGAGGCACUAGCACAGAAAAGGCCCAGGUGCUCUGUCUGGGCUCCCCUGCCUGUUAGGUUCGAUACCCAUGCGAAGUUAUUGGGAAGGGUCAAUCCUUGACCAUUCUCUCCACCCCACCCCAGCUCAUGAGAUCCAUGUGGAUCUUAGAGACCCUCCUAUAGAGGCAAGUGCAAAGAAAACGGCGGGGAAGGACCCGGUGACGCCCUGGAUAGUGGAAUCCCUGGGGACCCAAUGUCCCCUUUCUGGGAGUCUGCUCUUUGUUGACCGGUAGGACUCUAAUCCGAACUGCUGGGCACGAGGUCAUUUGGACGGUUGAGAACUAGGAAGGCCACUAGGGGACACAUACUAGAAUCAGGGUAGAGGCUCGAGGACCCGUCCAGAAUCUCGGACUAAAUCAGCAAGUCCCCCUCAGCCCAAGAAGUCCUCGUCGUGUCUUGAAGCCCAGGGCUCGAUCUCGCUACCUAUUUUGGACAGGGUUUGAUCCUUCCCCCAUGUGGUGAGAAGGCUGUGUGAAUUCAAUGAGAGGAUGACUGGUUGAUGAGCAAGGGUGGGGUGGGGAUGGGAUGGUGUCAUGUUUGCCAGAGAUUGAGUUUUAUUUUUAUAUGUGAAGAGAGUUUCUUUUUGUCCUCUGCCCCAAAUAACACGAAUUUUAACCCUUUGCUCCUGCGAAUCCCCAGCUAGUUUAUCUGGUCCAAAGAGUCCGGCUAACCAAAGAAGCCCAGAAUUCCGUGGCUAGCCAAACCGUGUUCCCAAGACGAGAAGUUCCCUCGGAAGCAGUAGUUUCCUUAUCGGUGACGCCCUUGAAGUUCGGGGUCUGCCCAGUUGACUGUCAUGUUUCCAACUUUUUGGUGAAAUUAAGAUGAAUGUUUUCAGACUGUUGUUCGCAGCUGCCGUUGGUAUGUUCCCCAGUCAUGGGAGUUUUAACUAGACCUCUCCACUCAUCCCCUUUCAGAGCAGCAACUGUCCAGAGAGGUAUCUCUACGGCCCUUAUCGAGUACCCACAGGACUCGACCAGAUCACAGCCCACCCUGAUUUGCACACCCUGGCUACCCUUGCUUUUCACCGUCCCUUUCUCAUCCCCUUGGUGGUGGGGGGGAUGUUAUGAAUCCCAAACUGAGCUAUCUAUGCAUUUUUCUUUGGAUAAGGGAGAGGAUGGGCUCGUGAAAACCUAGAAAGCCAAUCUCCGGAAACUUCAACGGGCCCCCAGAGCUCCAGACUCCCUCUCCUCGGCCACCCCUCUACCAUAUUUGUUCGUCCCAGGGCCAAGAUUUCAGAGUCAUGCUCAGCUUUGCCCCAUUUCUCACGACAGUGGGAUAUUGUGAUAUCUCAAAGAUCCCACUCUCUAGUGGAUAGUUUCCUGCUCCUCUCCUUUCCUUUUUAAUUGUUCUUGGGACAACUGUUCAGACCAGGGCAUCAUUCUGUUUCAGUGGGACUUGUCCCACAGGCCCUCAGUCACAUUUCCCAACUGGCUGGCACUGAUUUUUCCUCCUGGUCUUCUCCAACCACAUCCAUUUUUGUCCUAUCAUGGUCACUAUCCAUCGUCAAAUCUACAUUACAACUUGAUGGCCAUUUAAACCACCCACCUUCUACACAGAGUCAAGUAAAAGGUGUCCUCUGUUCUUUUACAAGAAGCUAUAAGAUUGGGUUUUUUUGUUCUACCUCCAAAAAUACAUAGGACACCCUUGGCCUUCUAGCAUGAUAUGAUCAAGGGAAGAUUCUAUUUAGACUUUCCCUCUGAAAAGUUAUUUCAAUGCCCCCAGUGUCUUUCCUAAGAUAUACAGGAGAGAGGAGCCAAAUCCUUUCAGGAUGCUGAAUUUUGAGCAAAUGUCAGCCCCUAAAAAUAUGAUUUGAGGCUAGAAUUAUGACAGGGAUCUUCAUGUAUUUCAUGACAGCCUGAUGACUGGAGUGGAAAAUUUAACACUCACACACAAAGCCCUGCGAAACCCCAGUCUCUAAAAAUUACAAAGAGCCGGAAGCUUCUCCCUAGCUAGCCCAGGCUGCGUUUCAGACCACUUUGAUGACGCUGUUAGAGUUCAGUUCUUCUUUGGAAGUCCAGAUUUCUUCAACCUGAAUUGGAACCAAGGGUCUUUUGGAAAAUGUUUUGCAUUUUCCUCCCUUCAAAUCUAAUUAAAAGAUUUCUCCUAGUGAAGUUACUAGUUAGCUUUUCUGACUUGGUAGAAAGACCUAAAAGCUCUUUUUCUGCAAGUGCCUAUUGUUGUUUUUCGAUCUAUACCAGGAAAAGUAAGAAAGGAUGUCUAAAGUUGAUGUAAGCAUUGAGUCCUCCAAGAGUUCCGGCUUUCUAGGGAGGAAGGGUACUCCCUUAGGGGAAGGUGACAGCCAUCAAAGCUGUUCAGGGCCAUGUUGUCAGGUCAGCCAUCCUGAAGAACAUGGUCUGGGAAGGAUCUUCUUCCUCCCUCUCAAAUGAGAAGCAGACCUGUGCCUGAGGCCAGCCAACCUGCAGAGCACACUGUUUGUUAUUUGGGGGAGGGAUAAUUGAGGGGGAAACAAGCUGAGGGGGACCAGAAAAAAAUGCAAUAAACUUUUUUGAGGUUUAAUGUGAAUUUUCCUACAAAACAUCAAAAAGAUCUGAAAUCCAGCAAUUAGGUAGAUCUCGACUUAUACGACAGCUGCCUCUGUGGUCUGAUCCCAGCCUGGGAAUCACUAGGAUUCUGAAACUCGUUUGCCUUUGGGUAUCCCGCAACAUUUCUCCCCAGCAGCAGAAUCACAAUCUUGCUACUAUUAGUGUUAGGGUCCGGGAAUCAAAUUUCCAGGUAGAUUUUUUUCCUUUAGAUAGUUGCAAAGAAACCCUAGCGAUUGUUGAAGAGAUGAAGAUGAGGAAGAAUUCAUAAACUGUAAACAUGAGACACAGGUUUACAUUGUUUUAACAAGGCUCACCAUCUAGUAGCAACCCAUUUACAAGGAAAACCCUUCACUAUCGAGAAGGAUUUUAAGUGAGAAUUAAUGAUUGAUUAAUUCUCCAGCACCUCUCACCACAUAGGGUCAAGGCAAGGCAGACCCGAUGUCAUGAAGUCACGAGAUAGACCUGAUCUGGCAACGAAACACAAAACAACAGCAUGACUUUUUCUCAAAAGAGUAAUAGCGUUUCCUUGAGAUGACCGUGACCAGGAAAGAAAAUCCUUGUAUACAGAUUGACCAUGACUUUAGACCAGACUGAGACCAAAUAGGAAUCUAUGGGAGAUGAACUAUAGAAAACGCUCUUUGGUGUCUUCCCACUGUUUGUUCGACUGGUCUCUAUGACCGUGCAUGAGAUGUCUGUCAAUAGCUCAUUGAUUCCAAGCUCUUCUUCGGAAGAGCCCAUCACCGUGUAAUGAUGUUUUUGGUAAAGACUUAACCGCUAGAACCAUCACCUGGGUGCUUACACAAAAGAUGAAAUAGAAUCCUGCGGGACCUACGAGUCCCGGGACACUUUAGGGGUGAUGCUUUCUCAAGAGGCUCCAAGCCAAAACAAGUUGCUGAGAAGCUCUCGGAGGCCCUCCUGACCUGUCCUAAUGACGGCCGUGUUGAAGGUUGGGAUGCUAUCGAGCCAAGAGAAAGCAAUGGUCAACCAGUCCUCCCGCGCUCUCUCUUGAUCUGCGGACUGCCAAGCUAGGGAAGGAAACUGUCUUUCUUCAGGAGGGGUCAUUUGCUGAGAGGCUUUGCUGUACAAAUGAAGGGAGGUGUGGUUCCUUUGGAGUUUUUUUUUGUUUUUUUUUUGCCUGUGCUUCCAUAAAUUAGUUUGUCCAAAUGAGUUCUUCCUGUGACGCCAUCCCCCAUGCGCUGGGAGACCAUUUCUCUUGCUUUGUAUAUAUGUGAUUGCUGUGGGCACCACUGUAUAAUAACAACAAUACUCAAGUAAUGAGUCUAGUUUUAUUGAUGUCUUAAACUAUGAGUGUUGAAAUAUAGGGUCUUAAACUGUUUGUGUACACUCAAGGCAUUGUUCAGUUAAGAAAUAAAUGUGGCAUUUAUGCAAAUACUGGA
Molecule: messenger RNA, 10942 nt
Organism: Antechinus flavipes (yellow-footed antechinus)
Lineage: Eukaryota; Metazoa; Chordata; Mammalia; Dasyuromorphia; Dasyuridae
Gene: KIF1A
Product: kinesin family member 1A
Exons: 50
Coding region: 216-5711 (1831 amino acids)
Biological process (GO): microtubule-based movement
Molecular function (GO): ATP binding; microtubule binding; microtubule motor activity
Source: RefSeq, a predicted model, not a curated record